Molecule: messenger RNA, 1275 nt
Organism: Leptidea sinapis
Lineage: Eukaryota; Metazoa; Arthropoda; Insecta; Lepidoptera; Pieridae
Gene: Ssk
Product: protein snakeskin
Exons: 4
Coding region: 114-587 (157 amino acids)
Biological process (GO): septate junction assembly
Source: RefSeq, a predicted model, not a curated record
ACCUCAAUCAGCACUCAGUGCCGACUCACCUCUUUUCAAAAGCGGACAUAAACACAAUUUGAGUGAAAUUGAUAAGGAGCUUUUGAUUGAAGAGAAAAGUGCAUCGUGCAGCCAUGGUGUCCGUGCAGACGAUAGCCACCAUUGUGGUGAAAGUAUUCAAGAUUGUGCUGAACAUAGUGAUCCUCGUGCUGUACCGCACCGGCUACAACGGGGAGUUCCUAGGUGUGGGUGGCACAUGGAACCUGAACGAGGAGAAGAACCCGGACGCCGAGAUCGUGGCAUCUGGAGUGUUCGUCGGCUACCUCAUCUACACCUGCGUGCAAGUUAUCACCUUCCUGUUCGGCACGACCGAGCACAAGAGAGCGCUGUCGGACAUCGUGAUGAACUUCGUAGGCGUGUUCCUGUGGAUCGCGGUGGGAGCCGUGGCGCUCCACUACUGGGGCGGGUACCAGGGAGAACAUCAGUUCCAGUUCGUGUUCGCCGAAAAGCAGGUGGGGCUGGCGGUGGGCUCGCUGUGCGUCAUCCAGGGCGCCGUGUACCUGCUGGAUACUGCGCUCUCCGUCAUACACUACAUGAAGGAAAUGUAACGCAGGCCUGCCACCUGCCACCUCAACGACGUAUAUUAAUAAGAUUUAGCAUAGUAAGGCUGCACACACUAGCGAAUUUAAUUAAGAAACAAAAAAGUCCAAGUUUCGACGAAGGAAUCUAUAAGCAAUUACUGCUUCUUAAAGAUUUUAAAGUUAAAACUAUUUAAUUCGUUACGUUUACUGGAAGAUCAAUUAUUUUGUAUGAAUGUUAAUUAUUUUGGUUCCAAGUUAAUCGAUUAGAAACAGUCGAGUAAGAUGGCGUCCACCAUUAAGUGACGUCACCCAAACAUUAUAUAAAUAUAUUAUUAUAAUUAGGUUUUCUUAAUGGUUUUAAACUGAAAGAAGGUUUAUUUUGUUUUAUUCGUCAGAUUAAUUAAUAAUAAAAGGACACAUAGUUUAAAUUUCUAAUAAUAGUUAUAACAGUUAUAAUAAAUAUUUCUUUUAUUUCUAUAUUUUACAUAUUAUUAUAUUUUUGCUCGUGUGUGUGUUAUUAAUAGGAAUAUUAUGUAAUAAAAUAUUUUAUUUUAUGUAAUAGUAUUAAAUAAUAUAAUGAGUAUAAUAUGUUGUGCCCCAGGUGUAAUUGAACCUGAUAGACACAACCUGUCCCACCUCACGUCGCGGUCGGCCGCUGUCCUAAUACAUGUUCUAUCAUUUUGUAACUAUUUGAAUACAAUAUUAUAAUGUUAAA